AUGGAAGAAGCACCAUCUGUUCUCAUGGAGAGAACAGGAAAGAUCAUCAGGCUAUCAAUCUUUACCUUUCUAAAAGAUUUUCAGUACUUCACCACCACCCCUGUUCUUCUUAUGUUACCUUUCUCAGUAUCAGUUCUCCUAUCACAAGCUGUUUUCCCAACUUCGCCGCCUUCUUUGAUCGUUCAUGCUCACUUUAAGUCCCUCUUCCAUGCUGCAGGAUUUUCUUCCCCUUCAUUAUUGGAUUCUCUUAUCAAUCUGAACCUUUCUCAAACCAUGUUUAAAUAUAUUCUUAGUCUCCCAUUUAUACUCACCUCCCUUGUCAUCUCAAAAGCGUCUAUAAUUCAGGCUCUAAAUGACCAUCAAACAUCUCUUCCACCUCCCUUUCCCUCUUUCAUAUUGCUUUACAAGCCUCUUCUAAUAACCCACCUAUGGAAUUUGAUCAUCAACAUCACCAUUAAUAUGGCUGCCUUUAAUGCCAUUAAAGCUUUUGGGUUCUUAUCCAACGAUCCUAUUUUUUCACUAGUAACAAGAAUAGUUCUCUAUACCAUACUCACUAACAUAGUUGUUGUAUGCAACUUAGCUUUGGUUGUGACUGGGAUGGGGAAGUGCACAGGCUACUUGGCCAUUCAUAAGGCUUUUUUGCUUAGAAGGGGUACAAAUUCAAUGGCUCUUUUGUUGGCUAUCCCUCUCAGUUUUGGUCUAGCUGCUAUUGAGGCCUUGUUCCGCUUCCGGAUUGUAAGAGCUUAUCAGCUUUAUGGAAGGCCUAGUGUGUCACUGGCCUUGGAGGGGUUAUUCAUUGCUUGCUUGUAUUCACUACUUAUUAUCCUUGACACAAUUGCUUGUUGCUUGCUUUUCAAGAGCUGCAGAUCAGAUUUUUCGAUGGAUGAAGCAGAUGAAUACAACCAUAUUGAGUUUCAAAAACAAGAAGAUCUAGUUGAACGUGGAACCUUCAAGAGUUACAGAUGAACACAAAUCAAUUACUCAAUUAGUUAAACAAGGAGAGAAUGAGCAAGUAUGCCACUAUUUCAAUCUUCCUUUGGUUUUCACUUUAUUGUAAGAUAUAUCAUGUAAGAUGAACUUAUAAUGAAUGAAUGCAAAUGCCAAUUGCCAUCUUUUGGAUAACAACCAUCAAAAAAAGGCAACCCACUUUUUAACCUUUUUUUAAAUCAAUUCCAAAGUCACUGGUUUGGUGGCUCUUUGGUACGCUUAGGUUCCUCAUGAAGAGUUUGCUUGAUUUUGAGUUUUCUUCACUCUCUGCCUCUCUGGUGGCUAUUUCAAGGGACUUAUCCUUGUAAAUAUCCAGCAUGUAAAAGAAAGUUCCUGAAUUAGCACAAACUGCUAAAAUCUUGGUGUGAGCCUAUUGUUGGCUGGUUGUAGCUUGUUUGGGAUAACUUUGUAAGGUUGCAACAAGGGAUCACACUGCCUACUGUUGAUAUGUUGUGUAUGUUCUACAGAGCAAGUCUGGAAUCUCUGGAUCAUUUUUACUUUGGAUAUUCUCACAUGAGGAGUGUUAAGAAAAAGAGAAAAGAGCUGAAGGAAAUUCUAUAUAUUUGUGUAUAUAAACUGUAUAGGUAGAAUCCUCUAUCUAUAGCCUCACAUACUGUGAGUGAUCUACAAGUAAUAGGAGUACUGCACAAGUAAUGCUAAUGGACCUUGGCGUUUGGAUGGAAGUGAUGUGAAGAUGUUUGGUCUAGAGGCAGAUUAGAAACUGGCAGGAUGAGUUGGAUUGGGCCAGUAAAAAAUUGAAGGGUGAGACUUUUUGGAAAGAUUUGUAGAUUGGCCUGAGCAGCCACAUUUUAUUGCAUUUGGAUGGAUACAAAUGCUAGAAUCCAUAAUGGCAAAAUUAGAAGUGGAACUGAGCUGCUAAAUAAAAUUUUCUUUGCUGUCUAGAGCAGGAUUUCUACUUGCAGGAACUUACAGAACACAAUUCAGAACAAGGUCCUUCCCAGCUUAUGUAGGAUACCUUCAUACCUUUGUCUGUACUUGAAACCCAUUAGUUGCAGCUACUGUAUUAGACUAUUAGUAAUUUUAGUCAGCUUGCUGUUGUUGUUAAGGGUUGAGUCUCCUUUGUCUUGCUGCCAGUUGAUAUGUAUCUAAGUUAUACUCCUCUUACAUGGUUUGUUGUAGUUGGUUGAGUCUUCUUUGUUUACUGAUGUAGAGGUAGUCUGGUGUGCAGCAGUUAUUGCUUCUAGUAGAUGUGUGUUUUGUUUUUCUCCCAGUGGAAAUGUAUAAGUUAUAAUGCCUUUUUUUUUUU
Quercus robur (English oak) is the source of this 2254-nucleotide messenger RNA. RefSeq lists its product as uncharacterized. Bases 1 to 966 code for a protein of 321 amino acids. NCBI's taxonomy places the organism in Eukaryota, Viridiplantae, Streptophyta, Magnoliopsida, Fagales, Fagaceae. The transcript has 2 exons. The record is from RefSeq and is a predicted model, not a curated record.